AUGCUCGUGCUGCAGACAACCAUCACGUUUAAACCCUACGACUAUACCUUUGCACUCUACUUCACCCAAAAUGCCGCGAUGAACUGCGAGGUCCGUACCACCGGUAUUUUCUCAACCGCUCCUAUCAACCUAGAAGACUCUGUUCCGUAUAGGACGGUGACCCAGCAAUCAACGGACAUGAGGACCUCCCCCAUGGUCGAGGAAUCACGUCGGAUGCUCCCUGAUUCACCGCACGCGGCGGAAAGGAAUGUCCCCAAUUGCGAUCAUUCCUUGCGACUUCCUGGUGGGAUGAGCUCCACGGAGGACUUCUGGAAAUUCCUGCCGCUGGAUGACCCGGCAAUUCGUAACUUCUUCGGAGUUUGCGGCCGGGUCUUCAAAAUCGUCAACGAGCGAGUUGCAAACCCUAUGACAAACAAGACGCAGCCUUCGUAG
Molecule: messenger RNA, 432 nt
Organism: Penicillium canescens
Lineage: Eukaryota; Fungi; Ascomycota; Eurotiomycetes; Eurotiales; Aspergillaceae
Exons: 3
Coding region: 1-432 (143 amino acids)
Biological process (GO): amine metabolic process
Molecular function (GO): primary methylamine oxidase activity; copper ion binding; quinone binding
Source: RefSeq, a predicted model, not a curated record